AUGGCCUCACAGCUGCAGGUGUUCUCCCCUCCGUCAGUAUCCUCGAGUGCCUUCUGCAGUGCCAAGAAACUGAAAGUGGAGCCCUCUGCCUGGGAUGUGUCGGGACAGAGCAGCAGUGACAAGUAUUAUACCCACAGCAAAAACCUCCCGUCCGCUCAAGGGCAGGCGAGCUCCUCUCAUCAGGUAGCCAAUUUCAGCAUUGCCCCUUACGAGCAGAACCUCCUUCUCCCCACUUCUUCGGUCGAGCACAUUGUGGUCACAGCAGCAGACAGCACUGGCAGCAGUGCGACGGUGUCCUACCAGAACAGCCAAACCCUAGCCCAUAGGAGCAACGUUUCUUUACUGGAACCCUACCAAAAAUGUGGAUUAAAAAGGAAAAGUGAAGAGGUUGACAGCAACGGUAGUGUGCAAAUAAUUGAGGAACAUCCACCUCUCAUGCUGCAAAACAGACCUGCGGUGGGUGCUGCGGCCACGACCACCACGGUAACCACUAAGAGCAGCAGUUCCAGUGGUGAAGGGGAUUAUCAGCUGGUUCAGCAUGAGAUCCUGUGCUCUAUGACAAACAGCUAUGAAGUCUUGGAAUUCCUGGGCCGAGGGACGUUUGGGCAGGUGGCAAAAUGCUGGAAGCGUAGCACAAAGGAGAUUGUAGCCAUCAAAAUCUUGAAAAACCAUCCUUCCUAUGCUAGACAGGGCCAGAUAGAAGUGAGCAUUCUCUCUCGCUUGAGCAGUGAGAAUGCUGAUGAAUAUAACUUUGUUCGCUCCUAUGAAUGCUUUCAACACAAGAAUCAUACAUGUCUUGUCUUUGAGAUGCUAGAACAGAACUUAUAUGAUUUCUUAAAGCAAAAUAAAUUCAGCCCAUUGCCUCUGAAAUACAUUCGGCCAAUUCUGCAGCAAGUGGCUACUGCCUUGAUGAAGCUAAAGAGCUUAGGUCUGAUACAUGCUGACUUGAAACCAGAAAACAUCAUGUUGGUGGAUCCUGCCCGUCAGCCCUAUAGAGUGAAGGUGAUAGACUUUGGUUCGGCCAGCCAUGUGUCCAAAGCGGUGUGCUCCACUUACUUGCAGUCCCGCUAUUACAGAGCUCCUGAAAUCAUCUUGGGUUUACCUUUCUGUGAAGCUAUCGACAUGUGGUCACUAGGCUGUGUGAUAGCUGAGCUGUUUCUAGGCUGGCCUCUGUACCCAGGAGCAUCCGAGUAUGAUCAGAUUCGUUAUAUUUCACAAACUCAAGGCCUUCCAGCAGAGUAUCUUCUCAGUGCAGGAACGAAAACAAGCAGGUUUUUUAACAGAGACCCAAAUUUGGGAUAUCCACUGUGGAGGCUAAAGACUCCAGAGGAGCAUGAGUUGGAGACGGGAAUAAAAUCAAAAGAAGCUCGGAAAUAUAUAUUCAAUUGUUUGGAUGAUAUGGCGCAGGUGAAUAUGUCUACAGACUUGGAAGGGACAGACAUGUUGGCAGAGAAGGCUGACCGAAGGGAAUAUAUUGAUUUGUUGAAGAAAAUGUUGACAAUUGAUGCAGAUAAGAGAAUUACUCCGCUGAAGACUUUGAACCAUCCUUUUGUUACAAUGACACAUCUACUGGAUUUCCCACACAGCAAUCAUGUGAAAUCCUGCUUUCAAAAUAUGGAGAUCUGCAAACGAAGAGUUAAUAUGUAUGAUACAGUGAAUCAGAUUAAGAGCCCAUUUACAACACAUGUUGCUCCUAAUACAAGCACAAAUCUGACAAUGAGCUUUAACAACCAGCUCAAUACAGUACAUAAUCAGGUAGGUAUAUCCUUUAGCUGUGCUAUAGCAAUAUAGGAUAUGUAGCAGUCUGAUUCGGAUGUCUCGCUGCUAAACUAUCAGUCUGCUCUGUAUCCAUCAUCUGCCGCACCAGUUGCAGGAGUGGCACAACAGAGUGUUUCCUUGCAGCCUGGAACCACCCAGAUCUGCACACAGACUGACCCGUUCCAGCAAACAUUCAUUGUCUGUCCCCCUGCUUUUCAAACUGGACUUCAGGCAACUACAAAGCACUCUGGGUUCCCAGUAAGGGUGGAGAAUGCUGUCCCAAUUGUACCCCAAGCACCUGCAGCACAGCCACUGCAGAUCCAGUCUGGAGUUCUUACACAGGGAAGCUGUACACCACUAAUGGUAGCAACUCUUCAUCCUCAAGUAGCCACCAUCACGCCGCAGUAUGCGGUCCCCUUUACUCUGAACUGCGCAGCCGGCCGGCCAGCGCUAGUAGAACAGACGGCUGCAGUACUGCAAGCCUGGCCUGGGGGAACCCAGCAGAUACUGCUUCCUUCCACUUGGCAGCAGCUCCCAGGGGUUGCUCUGCACAACUCCGUUCAGCCAACAGCUGUGAUUCCGGAGGCGAUCGGCGGCAGCCAGCAGUUAGCCGACUGGAGGAACGCACAUUCCCAUGGAAAUCAGUACAGCGCACUCAUGCAACAGCCAUCACUGCUGACCAACCAUGUGACUUUAGCUACAACACAGCCCCUGAAUGUUGGAGUUGCUCAUGUUGUGAGACAGCAGCAAAGCAGCAAUGUUGCAGCAAAGAAGAACAAACAGCCAGCACCAAGCUCAGCCAAGUCCAGCUCAACUCUAGAGACUGUGCCCUCCCAAGUUUACUCGCUCAUUGGAAGCAGUCCUCUGCGCUCCACCUCCUCUUCCUCCAACGUCCUUGUCCCAGUGCAGGAGCAGCACCAGCCCAUUGUUAUCCCAGACACUCCAAGCCCUCCUGUCAGUGUCAUCACCAUUCGCAGCGACACUGAUGAAGAGGAGGACAGCAAAUACAAACCUGCCAGUUUGGGCAUGAAGCAGAGGUCCAAUGUCAUCAGCUAUGUUACUCUUAAUGACUCCCCCGAUUCCGACUCCUCUCUGAACAGCCCCUAUGCUGCAGACCCACUUUCCUCUCUCAGGAGUACAAGUGGUGUCCUGGAGCUGCCUAGCAGGGGAGCAGCUGAUAGCUCCAGCUCUCGGACUAUCAUUGUGCCACCGUUGAAAACACAGCUUAAUGACUGCAUUGUAGCUACCCAGGCUUCAGGUGUCCUGAGCAGUACCAGUAAGACCAAGCCAGUGGCCUCUGUGAGUGGGCAAUCAUCAGGUUGCUGUAUAACACCUACUGGGUACCGAUCGCAUCGUGUGGUGACGAAUGGCAUGCAGCCCCUCAAUCUCAGUCAGAACCAGCAAACAACAGUGCUGGCCUCGCAGGAGAGAAACGGAAAUGCAGUCUCACGUAGGCAGCAGGCUUAUGUGGCUCCCCUCACAUCAACUAUUUCUCAGGCUCCCUACCCGUUUCAGCACAGCAGCCCGGUGCAUCCCCAUUUGGCGGCAGCAACAGCAAACGCGCAUCUGUCCAGCCAGCCACAUAUGUACACUUACGCUCCAACCACUGCGGCCACGCUGGGCUCCACCACGUCCAUCGCGCAUCUCUUCUCCCCUCAGGGCUCUUCACGGCACACCACGUAUGCCCACCCCAGCACGCUCGUCCAUCAGGUCCCCGUGAGUGUUGGUCCAAGUCUGCUGACCUCUGCAAACGUCCCGCCCGCCCAGUACCAACACCAGUUUGCUCCCCAGUCCUAUAUUGGUGCUUCCAGAGGAUCUGCAAUUUACACUGGAUAUCCGCUGAGCCCUACAAAGAUCAACCAGUACUCGUACUUGUAGAUCACAGUAGAGCACUGUCCUGCAACAGGCCAGAGAGUUUGGAAAAGGAUUUCAGGUGAACCUUUACCUGGUGAUGACUGCCUGGGGUUUGUUUCUCCCUGAUCUGGUUGUGUGUUGUUCAGAAUUGUCUCAUGAGUUCAGUCACUAACUGUGCACCAUGCUUUGUUACCAGUAUGGAGGUUGCUAAUUAAGUUUUUAAGAUUUUACUUACUUUUUAUAGAUGCUUUUUUAAAAAAUCAUAUUCCCAUUUAUU
Tinamus guttatus (white-throated tinamou) is the source of this 3889-nucleotide messenger RNA. The record is from RefSeq and is a predicted model, not a curated record. Lineage: Eukaryota; Metazoa; Chordata; Aves; Tinamiformes; Tinamidae.